AUGCCUGAACUUCGCCCAACUUUUGUCGUCAACUUCGACAUGUCCACUGUAAUUUGUCAACACUCGGAAGUUGCUACGGAUCUUCACGUGCACGAGAUUUCAAUUCUAUGUGAUGGACAAAAAGAUUGCUAUGAUAAUCCAGCACUAGACGAUGAGAUUUUUCCAUAUUGUGAAAAAAAGUGUAACUCGACGUGCAAUGGUCGAGGCGCUUGUUUGUAUGAUGGUAAAGAGCCACAAUGUUUCUGCAAUCAAGGAUUCUCUGGGCCUGCUUGCGAAAUUAUUGAUACAAAUGAAUGCUCGUCAAAGCCGUGUCACUGGUUUGCGCAUUGCCAGAAUACUGUGGGCUCGUUUCAAUGCAAAUGUUUUGAUGGAUUUGAAGGAGAUGGCUUCCACUGCACUGAUAUUGAUGAAUGCGAGGAUGGAAUCGCUCAAUGCCCGGCAAACUCUGAUUGUAUCAACUUGCCUGGUAGCCAUUUUUGCAAUUGCACUCAAGGAUUUGCGCCAAAGGGAUCACCGUUGGAAAGAUGUGAAGACAUUGAUGAGUGUGCUCGCGGAAUCUUCAAAUGUCCAGCUAAUGAACUUUGUGAAAACACUAUUGGUGAUUAUAAAUGUGUUAAUGAGUGCGAUGUAGGCUAUAAAGCAAGUGAAGGACGAUGUGUGGAUAUUGAUGAAUGUGCAGUGAACAAAACGUCAUGCCACCAACGGGCUUCAUGCAUCAACACCGAUGGAUCGUACAGAUGCGCUUGCGAGAAAGGAUUCGCUGGAGAUGGACACACUUGUGAACCAAUCAAUUUGGAUUGUCGUUUCAAUAACGAUAUCUGCAGUCGACACGCCUACUGCUUAAAAGGACUCGGACUUUGUGUUUGCAAGACUGGCUAUAUGGGCGAUGGUCUCAUCUGUGAAGAUGUAAACGAGUGCCAAGCUGACCCAUCACUUUGCAAAGCGGACGAGAAGCGUUGUCUUAAUAUUGUCGGCGGUUUUCUUUGCUGUAACUCCACUUCAGACGAUGAUCGUUGUAUAAAAGAUGAAGCAGCGUAUUGUCCUGGUGGUUGUGGCACAAAUGCGGCUUGCAGAGAUGAAAAGUGUCAAUGUUUCCCGGGCUAUCACGGUGAUCCAAAUCACGAAUGCCAAGACGUGAACGAGUGCGAAAUGGAUGACACCUGUAAAGGAGUCGGCGAGUGGUGCCAAAAUUUGCUUGGAACUUAUAUUUGUUGCAAUCCAAAGAGCGAUUCUCGAUUUUGUCAGAAGCCAGAUCCGGCUGCAAUUCUUUUCUCGGUUGAUCAAGAAACAGUCAGUUUGGAUAGAAGUGCGGCUGCUGGCGGUGGAUUUAGUCAUUAUGAGAGUGGUGGAAACAAAGCCAGCUCAAGUGGUGGCUUGAUUGUUGAAGAGUAUGGAUCUGAGAUUGUGCCCCUCAACUGUACCUCGUAUUGCCCAGGCAAUUCGGAAUGUUUGCAAGGAGUCUGUCAGUGCAAGAAUGGUUAUGAAGGAGAUCCGAAUCAAGGAUGUCAAGACAUUGAUGAAUGUGAACGAAAAAUGGAUAAUUGCAAUGAAUCAAUCACUGGACAUUGGUGUGUCAAUGAUGAAGGCAGCUAUCAUUGUUGUACUUCGAUAAACGAAGUUGAUUGCGUUGGACUGGUGCUUACAAGGAGUGGCUUUGAACAAGAAGCCAAAGGAGGAGCAUCAGCGGCCGCUGCUUCAAGCUCUGGAUUCCAUUCAAAUGCAACAAUUGAAGGAGGUGUUGCAGCUGGAGAACUUCAGCAAUCAGGUCAAAAAGGCGCUGGAGGUCAAGGGUUUAUUGAGAAAGGGGGAAAGAAAGAGAGUUCAUCAGGUGGAUUGGUCUCUGUUAUUGAAGGUGAUGAUGAUCAUGGUGAGGUGCCAGAUGAUUUGUUGAAGCCGAAAGAAGGAGAGACUGGGCUAGUCAUUACAGCUGAUGGAUUCCAAACAAAUGGCACUUCAACUGAGGAACUUGAAACUUUGAUGACCACUUUGAGUGGAAUGAUGACCACUCCAUUGGAGACUUCAACACUGAAAGGAUCAACUGCUAGUCAAAGAGGUUUCACUGGAGUUCCUGUUUCGGAAAUCGAUUUAACAAAAACUACUCAAAUCAGCCAAUCUGUAACGAAAGCUUCGUCUCCAAAGAUUGAAGUGUCAACUUGGAGCUCCAAGCAGACUGAACACUUUGAGUCUUCGACAAGUACAUCUGGAAAAGGAACAUUUGUCGUGCAUGAAAAAGGCUCUUCGUCAAAUCACUCAUCUGGAGGAAAUAUUAAAUUGAUCGAUGGAAAUGCUGGAGAGUUUACUAUUAAGAUUAAUGAGCUCACAACAACACCUUCUCUAGAAGAAAAGACAUCAAAACCAGGAGAAAAUGGACUUGAAAUCUCAUCCAGAAAAACAGAACCACCAAAUAUUACUGUUGAUGGAGAAGGGACACAAAGUGAGGAAAUAAAUGAUGAGAAGCAUCGACGAAAGUCUACUACAGUACCACCUGUCACUGAGGACUUUGACAUGUUGAAGCCUGCUCCGAAUGAAACGGGCUUGGAGAUUACUGCGCACGGGUUCUCCGAAAUUGAGCCUGAAGUUCCUACCACUAGUCAACCAGAUCUUGUUCUUACUGCUUCUCCGACUAAGAACACUCCACUUCCAUCUCCUUCAACUCAAGAACCAACAACUACUACUUCUGAAGUUUCAAAAACUAUCGCAACCAUUUCAACAGCGGCAACAACAAGAAAACCCUCUGGACCUGAGAUCGCCAUCGAUUCCGGGGAAGAAGGUGACGUGGCAGGCAAAGAUGGAAAAGUUACUAAACCUGGGAAGAUUAUUGUUAGCAUUGGCCCUAGCCAUGAGUCGACAACUAUAAAAAUUCAAUCAACUACUGCUUCUAUGACUUCGACUCCAAGCACUUUGUCUACCAAAUCGACAUCUCAAGCUACUUCAGCUGAAACCACAACAAAACUGACAACUGAGGUGACUACAUCGGAAAUUCCAACUGCUUCAGCAACUAGUCAACAAACAACCAAGAAAUCAUCGACUACUGUCAAAGAGAAUGUUGAGAAAACUACGAAACAAGCAGAAACAAGCGUUGAAUCGACCACUGGUGUGACAACAGUCUCAGUUGAUACAACAAAACAAGAAUCAACAACUAAGACAACUAUAGCACCAAAUCCAACCGUUUCAUCCUCUGAAAAGCCCGCUGAAAUCACAAAAACAACAUCGGAAACAAAGACUACUAAGGUUCCAUUAAAAGAAACGACAAGCAUUCAUGUAACUUCAAAAACAUCCCUUCCAUCUAGCAAAUCUGUAACGAUUUCUCCUUCGACUUCAACAAAAACCACAACUAAAGCUGGAAUCGAAAUUACACAAGUUACUAAAGAUAUUGGACUUGAAAUCACAAAAUUCACGGAAGUGACGACUCCAAGUUCAAGUUCAAGUUCAAGCUCGCCAACAAGUCCCACCGAAAAGACUUCAAUCUCAACCGCUUCAACCAAACAAUCAGUUCAACCAGUUCAUAAGGUCACAUCUUCAGCUACAGAGAAACCUCUAGUCGCCACUCUCACUUCUACUUCAAGCCAGAUAACAAACCCAACCACAACCACGAAAGUUGAUGAAACAACAACGCAAAAUGUUCGGGGUCCAUUUGGUCGCUCGGAAAGUCCAGAUGUUUCUGAAUCAACUCAAGCACCAUUAAUUGUAACAACACAACAAGAAACCAAACGUCCACUCACUGAUGCUACUCAGACAACCACUUUGAAACCAGUACCAGCUGAAGCUACAAUCAUCCCGAAAUUCGUUUGCAUCAGUAGUGAUAGCUGUGGAAUUGAUGCUUACUGUGAGCGACGAAGCGGUGGCUGUAGAUGUCAUCCCGGUUUUCAAGGAAAUCCACCUGAAGAAAGAUGCAUUGAUGUCAAUGAGUGCUUGGAAGGAACACACAAUUGUCAUGAAACUGCUCGUUGUCACAAUUUCGUAGGCAGCUAUAAAUGUUUCUGUCCUCAAGGUUUUCGGCAACAGUCUGAUGGAUCUUGUCAAGAUAUCAAUGAAUGCAAUGAAUCAGCCGGUGGGUGUUGUAGCGGAAACGCGACUUGUCACAACUCUCCCGGUACCUAUGAAUGCCGUUGCAAUGAGGGCUAUGUUGGCGAUGGCUAUACUUGCAUUCCAUCUCAAAAGCGAGCUUGCACCGAAGAAGAGAGUCGAUCUUUUGCAUGUGGCCUCAACAAUUUGUGCAUGAUCGACGACUAUGGAAAGAAAGACUGCAAUGAAUGCAAGCCAGGCUUUGAAAUGAAAGAAAGCAUUUGUGUCGAUGUUGACGAGUGUGCGGAUGCUAACUUGAAUAUGUGCUCAAAGUUUGCGAUUUGUGUAAACACUGUCGGCACUUACAUGUGCAAAUGCAAGAACGGAUUCAAGGGAGAUGGUUAUAUGUGUGAAGAUAUUGAUGAGUGCAGCGCUGGAAGAAAGCCUUGUCAUGGAAGUGCUGAGUGCGCGAACACUGAAGGCUCCUACACGUGCACUUGUUAUGAAGGAUGGAUUGGUGAUGGAAAGACUGCUUGCAUAAAUCCGAUGAAUCGAGAGUGUGAAGAUCUUGUCAAAACUUGCGGCACUGCAGAGCACAUGACAUGUCUUUCUGCUCGAGUUUCCAAUGGAACCGUUCAGAGCGUCUGCGAGUGCGAGGCCAACUACCGUUGGAAUUCAGUGUCAAAGAAAUGCGAGGACAUCGAUGAAUGCCUAGAAGACAGACACGAUUGUGAUCCAUCAAAUUCCCAUUGCAAGAACAUUCCUGGUGGAUAUGAGUGCGAGUGUAUGGAUGGAUAUGAAGGACGAGGAGGGAUUUGCGUCGAUAUUGACGAAUGUAAAAUGGGCACAUCUGGGUGCCAUCACAUGGCAAUGUGCAUCAAUCGAGCGGGCAGUUGUGGAUGUCAAUGCAUGAAUGGAUACACGGGAGAUGGCACGAGUUGCUUGGUGAUGCCUCCGAACGUAACAACGACGAUGGAGACAACGACAACCACCAAAGCGCAAACAACACCAACAACGCCAACAACGACUACAACUACAUUGACCACACCAAAGCCAAACCUGACAACAAAGCCCUCUCAACGAGCAACAACUAUGCAAGAGGAAGAAUCCAACGAAACAGAGAGGCCAUGUCCCGAAAAUUGGAUCCGCAACUGCUCCCUCUACAACAAGAAAUGUGAAGUUGAUUUGGAAGAAAACCCUCAAUGUUCAUCGUGUAUUUCUGGAUAUCAGCCCUCAGUCAACGAGACUUGCAUUCCCAUCAAUGGCAAGGGUGGUUGCACACCGACUACUUGCGAUCCGCAUGCUGAUUGCCAAGAGAUCCCACCAAAUCAACAUCGUUGUUUCUGCAGAAUCGGUUACAUUGGUGAUGGUCGAAAAUGUGACGACGUGGACGAGUGCAGCGUGCCAGGAGUAUGCGCCACUGAGGCGCACUGCGUGAAUAAAGACGGCUCAUUUGACUGUCUUUGCCCAGCCGGUUUCACUGGCAACGGUUUCUUCUGCACUUUCAUCGUUGAUCGUGAAGAUAAUGUCACUUUACCACGACCAAAUUGUUUGAUUGAUACUGGUUUGUGUCAUCCGUAUGCUAAAUGUUCAAUGAAUGGAAGUUGUGUUUGUUUUGAUGGAUUUGAAGGAGAUGGCAUUAAAGUUUGUAAAUCUCUUCACUUGUCAACCAAAACAUCGCCAAAACCGACACCGUUUACCACAAAAGAAUCGAAAAACAUCUCAUCAACUGGCUUUGUGACAAAAUUGACAAUUGAAUUGGGGCCAAGCACGACGAAAGCACCAACUCAACCUCGUGAAAAACUUCCAGUAAUUAAGACGGUUGAGCAAUCUACAAAAGCUCCUCUAACAGCGACGCUUGAAACCACAGCUAGCACUCGGCACCACUUUGGCACGGUUUUACCUGGCUGUGAGACAUGGCCACCAAGAAACACUCAAUCACCAACGACUACACCCACACGACUGCCCAUUGCUCGUGCUACUACACCACUGCCAAGCGUAGGGGCGAUCUCGGGUGCAAAGAGAUGCACACCAGAUGAUCGAUCGGCCUGCCACGCGUUAGCACUUUGCGAACCCGAUGGAGUGUGUCGCUGCAAGAAUGGAUAUGAAGGAGACGGAUAUCAAACUUGCACGAGAGUCCCAAGCAUCGACUGUGUGGACGAUCCAAACGUCUGUGACACUCGCGGAGAAUGCAAUAAGGCUCGAAGACGAUGCGAGUGUACAAUGGGAUACAUUGGUGACGGAAUCAUUUGUGCUCCGGAUCCACAGGAUUGCGUACUCCGACACAAUCUCUGCAGCGCUGAGGCGAUGUGUGUGGGACGGCGGUGUCAGUGUCAACCCGGCUACACCGGCGAUGGAGUCGUUUGUGUGUCGAUUCACGAACGGGAAACAAACGCGUCAGCAUGUGUGCAAAACUCGCAUUUCGAUGGAGCUGUUUGCAAGUGCAAUGUGGGCUACCUAGGAAAUGGUCUAUGCUGUGUAGCCGAUCCUCGAGAUUGCACCCAUUUCCCAGGGAUUUGCCACUCAAAUGCUUUCUGCCAAAAAGAAGAACGUUCUUGUAAAUGCAAUCACGGAUAUCAAGGAAAUGGUUUCUCCUGUCUACCUUUGAGAUCAUGCCGAAGCACUCCCACUUUGUGUCAUCGAGAUGCGCUUUGUUUACCAACUGGUGACUGUCUUUGUAAAGAAGGAUAUUUCGGUGAUGGAUUGAGUUGUAAACGACGAGGUUUCAUUGGACAUCGAGAAAACGAACUUUCUGACACUCCAUCAGCUUGCGGGAAUUUGUGCAACGUUGAAACAGAGCUUUGCAUAAAUGCGAAAUGUGAAUGUAAACAUGGUUUUGAAAAGAUCGCUGGGAAAUGCACAGAUGUGAAUGAAUGUCUUGUGGAUCAACCAUGUCAUCAAUUGGCUUCCUGCAAAAAUCUUGAUGGAUCCUACGAAUGCACAUGUCCCGAUGGAUAUCAUGGUGAUGGAAAGAGUUGUGUGGAGAAUGUGAAAUUGGGAGAGUUGCAAGUCCUCUGUGAGCCUGGACAAAUGACUCUUCUUUUGGAAAACAGCACCGAGUUGAAUGAUGGCCGAAUUUUCGUGCGAGGACAGUCCGAGAAUCCACAUUGCACAAAGCAAUUCAGCGCUUUUCAUCGAGAAUCAAAACCGUAUCGCUUCGUUGUACCCUUCGAACACUGCAAUGUGAGAAUGGAAGAAAAGGACACAGUGGCUGUGACGGUCGUCGUCCAAAAGCAUCCAAUGUUCAUCACUGCUUUAUCGGAUGCCUACGAUUUACGGUGCACGUAUCCAAUUGGAGUACGAGAGGUAGAAUCUCAUGUGAAUGUGUCUGAUGUAACUCCUUCAAUGACUCUUUCCGAUGAAUCGGUCGGUCCUCUUUGCUCAUUGGUCGUCACGAAUGAGCAGCAAGAAAUGGUCAACAGUGCUAUGGUUGGACAAAGCCUUCAUUUGACUCUAUCUGUGGAACCCAGUGCUUCGUAUGCAAUUCUUCCAAAGAAUUGCUUUGCGAUCAAUAUUGAGACUGGCGAGCGCUACUCAUUGACAGAUCGCUGGGGAUGCGCCAUUGAUGCGGAACUCUUCCCCGAAUGGACUCGAGUUCGUCCCUCGAAAACUCAAGCCUUGUUCCGUACAUUUAAAUGGCCAGACAGUAGCAUGAUUCGAUUCCAAUGUGAUUGCUCGGCUUGUGUGGGUGAUUGUCCACCAGUUGACUGUGAACGAAGACGACAAAUCGCACAACGAUUGUUCAGAUUCAGAAGAGCAAGACACACUGGCAAUCAAGAGGCUUCUGAGACAGAAGAUCUGAUGAUGACGAAUGAAGCUUUUGUGGAGCAUGACGAGGAAGAGAAAUUGGGACACAGCUUGGUGAACUCGCCGCGUAUCGCUUUCUCCCGCUUGAUCGCUGUUCACGAGAGGAGAGAACAUUCAAAUGAUAGAUCUUCGCCUAAAGCUGAAGAGUCCCGAUCGGAGGUGUUGAAAGAGUCGAGCGACGAUGAGCGCGUUUGCGUACGAACGGCGAUUCUCGCCGCUUCGACACUUCUUUUCAUUCUCUGUCUUUCGAUUCUCAUCUUCAUGGGGCUCAGACAUCGCAGAAAAACGUUGCAAGAAUACCCAAGCCUCCCUUCGCUUAGU
Messenger RNA from Mesorhabditis belari, 8133 nucleotides. The record is from the annotation of a GenBank genome assembly. NCBI's taxonomy places the organism in Eukaryota, Metazoa, Nematoda, Chromadorea, Rhabditida, Rhabditidae.